This is a messenger RNA of Hibiscus syriacus, 3014 nucleotides long. Its product is annotated as autophagy-related protein 9-like. The transcript has 11 exons. NCBI's taxonomy places the organism in Eukaryota, Viridiplantae, Streptophyta, Magnoliopsida, Malvales, Malvaceae. Gene Ontology annotation, cellular component: phagophore assembly site; autophagosome. Gene Ontology annotation, biological process: autophagy of mitochondrion; protein localization to phagophore assembly site. The record is from RefSeq and is a predicted model, not a curated record. Bases 284 to 2911 code for a protein of 875 amino acids.
GAAGUUUUUUCAUUGGAAUAAAAGUUCUGCCAUUACCAAAAUAAUAUCAAAAGCCCUUCCUUUUUUGUUCUACACAACCAUGGCUUUGGGCUCUUCAUCUACUUGUUGGUUUUUGCGCUAUUAUUCAUAGUGGGCAUCGGCUAAUUUCGCCGUUUUUGACUAUUUGUUCAUUCUUAUCGGUGUUAUUGGGAGCUGCUCGUUGGUGGGUAGGAGAACCUUGCCUAAACAUUUACCUAUUUUGGGGAAUGGACUGGCAUCUUUUCCCUGCCAUCAAGAUUUACAAAUGAUGUUCAGGGGACUAAAGCCUGGAAAUUCUCUUGGCAUAUUGAAGUGGAGAUGGGGUCGUGAAUCCUCUUUGACGACAGGCUUACUAGGUGAUGUAUCUUCUGAGAUUGAGUUGUCUGACUAUGGAAGAGUUCCGCCAAGUCCAAGUAGUGAUAGUCCUUCGGGGCUUCUGAAUGGUGAGACUCAGAAUGUAGAACUAAUUGCUGACUUGGACUUGUUCUUCGAACGGCUCUAUAGCUACUACUGCGAGAAAGGGCUUUGGUGCAUGAUUAUUAAAUGGAUUGUCGAACUUUUGAGCCUGGGCUUUACUAUAUCUUUCUCAGGGUUCUUCCUAUUAUUUGUUGAUUGGAAUGGUCUCUGCAAUGCCAAGUGCGGGAUGGAUGCAGUCGAGUCUGGAACUAAGCCGUGUGAUCUUGCUAAGGAAGCUCUUCACCAACACCCAUUAACCCCUUUAACACUUUCAAAGGCUAUUAUUGUUGGAUACUUGGGGCUCUUUUCCAUCUACUGGAUAUUCUGUUUUUUGAGAUAUUUUGCACAACUAAAGGAUACCCUUGGAAUACGACACUUCUAUUAUAACAGUCUCCAUGUUACUGAUAAUGAGAUUCAGACCAUGCCGUGGGCAACAAUCCUUGAAAAGGUUGUCUGGUUACAAAGUUCACAACAACUCUGUGUGGUUAAGGAUCUUUCUGCGCAUGACGUAGUUAUGCGAUUGAUGCGGAAAGAGAACUACUUGAUUGGAAUGCUUAACAAAGGAGUGUUUGCUUUUCCUUUACCAGCCUGGGUCCCAGGUGUCGGUCCAACUGUCAAAUUUGGCCCUUAUGGAACGCAACAUCGCCUAAUGCUAACAAAGAUGCUUGAAUGGACCUUAAAUUGGUGUAUGCUGCAGAGCAUGUUUGAUCGAAACUUCUGUGUUAGAAGGGACUUCAUUUAUAAUCCUAGAACAUUGAAGAAGAGACUCAUGGUUGUCGGGCUUGUGAUGCUUAUUCUUUCUCCAUUCCUUGUUAUAUUCAUGCUGGUUUAUCUCUUCUUAAGGCAUGCUGAACAAUUCUAUAAUCAUCCAAGCACGGCUUCAUCCCGCAGAUGGUCAAAUUUGUCGAAGUGGAUGUUUAGGGAAUUCAAUGAGGUUGACCAUUUAUUCAAGCAUCGGAUUAAUAGCAGUGUAAUGCAUGCUUCUGAGUAUUUAAACCGGUUCCCCUCACCAAUUAUUUCUAUCAUAGCGAAGUUUAUCUCAUUUGUAUCUGGUGGCUUUGCUGCUAUCUUGAUCAUCAUUGCCUUUUUAGAGGAAUCUUUGCUAGAGGGUCAUAUAUUCGGUCGGAAUUUGUUUUGGUACGCAGCUGUUUUUGGAACCAUAACAGCUAUUAGCCGGGCUGCCGUUACUGAUGAAAUUUUGGUCCUUGAUCAUGAAGGAGCAAUGUCUAUGGUAGUCCAACAUACACAUUACAUGCCAAAGAGAUGGGGUGGUAGAGAAAACACUGAAACCGUCCGUAUAGAGUUCGAAACUCUAUUUCAGUACACUGGAAUGAUGUUGCUAGAAGAAAUGACCUCGAUAUUCCUCACUCCAUUCUUGCUUAUAUUUGUUGUUCCAAAGCGGGUGGAUGACAUUUUACAGUUUGUUGCAGAUUUUACAGUGGAUAUUGAAGGUGUCGGACAUGCUUGCAGUUUUAGUGCCUUUGAUUUCUCAAACCAUGGCAAUGAAAAUUACGGCUCUCCGCACAAUGCACCUCGCGCUCAGAGGAGUUCCCAAGGGAAAAUGGAGAAAUCAUUCUUGAGUUUCCAAAGUAGCUAUCCUUCGUGGGAACCGGAUGCUCGGGGUAAGCAGUUCCUGUCGAAUAUUAGAACUUCCAGGGACCAAAAGUUUCAAACUCAGGGAACUAGACAUGCAUCUUCUCCCGGUAGAUUGUGGCAAGCAAGCCCUCCGAGAGCAUACAGAGAUAGAAAUGGUCUUUCAUCAAGGGAUAUGCAACAUGAUAUUCCAGGCGCUGGCCGCAAUUUUGGUUCUUUAUGGGUAGUUGAUGCUGAACAAAAGAAUCAGGCAUAUCUUCUUGAUUGGUAUUAUACCACCUCUCGAGCUCGCCGUGCAACUGGUUAUAGGGGGGAGACUGCUCCAAUGAGGCCAUCUGAACCAGGUGACCAACGGUAUGGAGAUUAUUGGGUGCCAACCAACAUGACACAUGAUGAAGCAAGAGAUGAAGACUGCUGGUCACACCGUUACGAUGGUCGGUCACGGUUGCACGCACAUCUUGAAGCUUCAUCAUCGGCUUCUUUCUUCCAUGAGAGUGUUCUCCAGCAUCACGAUACAAACGAACUACCUCACCAUGCAAGGAGCCACUGGUGGGCUAGAAGCAAUUCACAUAGUAUACAGCCCGAAACAAGCUUUCUCGAGCCUCCUGAUUUCAACCGCUUUUCUUCAGACCGUCAGUUUGAUAACUUAUCUGAGAGAAGUGUGGAAGAGGAAGAUCAAUUCCUUGAUUUGAGGCCUUCUCGGAGGUUAUCUCGGUCAACGUACAUGGAUGAUCUUGAAGCCGGAGGAGGGGAUAUAAGUCUUCAUUUUGAUGAUAUAUAUAGCAGACCUCCUGAAACUCCCACCGUAAAUUCGAGGGCCCCGAGCUCGGAUUUAUCGAAAUGAAUGGGAAUGCCAAUGGGUUUCCAUUGUUGGACUAGGGUUUAGUUUUAUGAAGGAAACUCUCUAUUCUUUUGCUGUAUAUAGAUUCAUCAUGAGAAUCAGAUUC